Messenger RNA from Hibiscus syriacus, 2016 nucleotides. RefSeq names its product pollen receptor-like kinase 3. The transcript has 2 exons. Bases 1 to 2016 code for a protein of 671 amino acids. The record is from RefSeq and is a predicted model, not a curated record. NCBI's taxonomy places the organism in Eukaryota, Viridiplantae, Streptophyta, Magnoliopsida, Malvales, Malvaceae. Gene Ontology annotation, biological process: protein phosphorylation. Gene Ontology annotation, molecular function: ATP binding; protein kinase activity; protein binding.
AUGGCUGCUUCAUGCUGCUCUCUUACAUCGUUUCUCCUGCUUUUCUUAUUAUUUUCACCGGAACCGACGUUCGCCGCGUCGGAUUCUCAGGCUCUGUUGAUGCUCAAGGAGUCUUUUGACGACGCCAUCGCUCUUGUUUCUUGGACUCCCGGUUCUGUCCCUUGUAAUGAAGAGGGUCCGUGGGAAGGUUUGCUUUGUUUAGAUGGGAUUCUCGUGGGUUUACGCCUCGAAGGCAUGGGAUUAUCCGGUGAAAUCGACGUCGACGCUUUGAUUCUGUUGAAGGAUUUACGUUAUUUCAGUGUUUUGAACAAUUCUUUCGAUGGAAACAUCCCCGAAAUCAAUCGUUUGGGUGCUCUGAAAGCUUUGUACUUGUCGAUGAACAAAUUUUCCGGUGAAAUACCACCGGAUUAUUUCACCGGCAUGGGAUCGUUGAAGAGGGUUUGGCUAUCGGACAACGAGUUUUCCGGGAAAAUCCCUGAUUCGUUAACGAAUGUUUCUCGUCUCAUCGAUCUACACCUCGAAAACAAUCAGUUUUCCGGAGAAAUCCCGGAUUUCAAUCAACAAGACUUGACAUUCGUCAAUUUCUCAAACAAUAAACUCGAAGGCGAGAUUCCGUCGAGUCUAUGGAGAUUCUCAGCAAAUAUAUUUGCUGAGAAUCCAGGUCUUUGUGGAGCUCAAAUAAGGGUUCGCUGUAACAAAACUGAUAAACCAAGCAGUGUUAAUGGCGGAGGAGAUAAAAAUGAUCGUAGAAAGAUCAUUGCUGCAACUGUAACGUUAGGUGUUAUGCUUAUUGCACUCAUCAUCUUCCUCGUAUUCGCAUGGAGGAAAAAGAAGAGGAAGAAAGCCUCGAAUGGCCGCGGCAAUGCCACCGAGAACGGAAACUCGAUUGCGAAUAUUGAAGCUCAGGUUUCAAUGCCGGCCACCGUAGGAGAAGUCCAUGUAGUUCGAAGGAACCCAAAUCGCCAUGGAAGGUGUAUCAGUCACCCUGGAACGUCCCGUGGUGGUGCGGUGCCCGAGCUCGUCGUGGUGAAUCAUGAAAAGGGUGUGAUUGGUUUGCCAAGUUUAAUGAAGGCUGCUGCGAUAGUGCUCGGGAACGGCUCAUUGGGGUCUUCGUAUAAGGCCACGAUGGCGAACGGAGUCUCCGUGGUGGUGAAGAGGACCAAGGAGAUGAAUUCAUUAGGGAAAGAUGAGUUUGAUGUAGGGGUUAAAAGGCUUGGGAAGCUUAAACAUCCUAAUGUUUUGACACCUCUGGCUUACCAUUACCGGAUCGAAGAAAAGCUUUUCGUUUACGAGUUCGUCGAGAACGGAAGCUUGCUUUAUCGGUUGCACGGUGAUCGAGGCACAUUGGUUGCAGCAUUCGAUUGGCUUGCGAGACUAAAAAUCGUGCAAGGAAUCAUUGAGGGACUCGAUUAUAUUCACGCUGAACUUGCUUAUCUUGAUGUUCCUCAUGGCAAUCUCAAAUCAAGCAAUGUUCUGCUCGGUCCGGAGAACCGUCCGCGUGUUUCCGAAUACGGGUUAUGUUCGUUGGUAAGCACCGACCGGACCGGAACCCUCAUGGCUUACAAUACUCCUGAAGCUACACAACAUGGAAAAGUAUGUCAUAAAAGUGAUGUUUAUUGCCUAGGAAUAAUCAUUCUUGAGAUCCUUACAGGGAAAUUCCCAUCUCAAUAUCUUGAACAUGGUAAAGGUGGGAUUGAUGUCGUCGAAUUGGCGGCAACAGCGCUUUCCGAAGGAAAACAAGCUGAAGUGUUCGAUCCGGAGAUCGCCAGUGGCUCGAAUUCACUUGGGGAAAUGGAGAAACUCCUUCGUAUAGGCUCACUUUGUACGAAAACGAGCCCAGACGAAAGACUAGACUUGAAAGAAGCUAUUACAAUGAUGCAAGAAAUACGAGUAGACACCGCCUCGGAGUCCGGUCCUCGAGCUACAACAAUCGAAGCCCCAUCGUCGCUUCAAGAAGGUCACGCUGAUGCAAAAUCACAGGUUGAUUCAUCCAGUAUCCGAGAAGGAAAUGUGUGA